AUGGCACCAAAACCAAUCUUAGUCAAAACAACUGAGCCUAGCAAAAGCAUUUUGUUUACACCCAGUAGGGUUGUAAGUAGACCAGAUAAUUUGGAAGGUGGUGAAGAAACUGAGAUCGCUGCUCAAAUAUCUGUACCUCAAGAUGGUGGUUGGGGUUGGGUUGUUCUGGCUUCGGCAUUUAUAUCUAUUUUUAUAUUGGAUGGAGUUGCUUUUACUUUUGGGAGCUUACUAAAUGAUAUGUCCUUAGACCUCAAGAUAACUACAUCCCUAUUGCCGUUGGUGAAUUCAAUUUCCGUAGCCAUUUAUUUUAUUGCGGGGCCUUUAGCCUCUGCGUUUAUAAAUCGAUUCGGUUUUAGAGCCUGUAUAAUGUCCGGAUCAAUUAUUAGUGCGUUUUCCUUACUAACAUCAUAUUUUUCAACAAAUUUUACAUCACUUUGUGUUUUUUAUGGAUGUUUUGCUGGUUUUGGAUACUGUCUUAUAAAUAUGGCCGCAUGCCUUAUUGUUGGAUUUUACUUCGAAAAACUCAGAUCACUAGCGCUAGCCAUUGCUACAACUGGAUCAAGUUUUGGUGUAAUGAUUAUGUCACCAGUGAACACGUAUUUAUCUAAUUUGGCAGGCUGGCGCACAACCACAUUAUUUCAUUCAGGACUGUUUGGACUUAUAUUUUUUAUUGGAAUGACUUUUCAACCCCUUCUUUCUUUAACUGUUAUGAAGACUACAGACGAUCCAACGCGAACUGUUACUUAUUUACCUAAUUUAUCAACAGCGGGCUUAAAGUCGCAUACAAAGUCAAAAACAGAAGGCUUGGUGCCAACUGCAACAGAACGAUUGUUUGGCGCUGCUUCUAACUUGAACUUUCCAACUGCUGCCGCUGUUGUAGAUGACAGCGUGCAUGGAACAACUUCUCAACCUGGGCCAUCUACGGCAGCAGUGUCUAAAUUAACUUUGACCGCAAAUACACCGCAAGCUGGUAUAAGUCCAAGGCAACUAAAGCAAGUACAAUCGAUUAUAUCAAAACCGAACCUUAAUGAUAAGAACAAAAAGGCAGUAGAAUUAACUGUUAAUAUUGAGUCAUCAAAGACGACAGGUUGCUGUGGACGAUUAUGUCAAUGGGAUGAACAUAUUCCACAGUCAAGACCGAUGUAUAGAGAUGAUGCGUUUUAUGAAGGAAAAUUAGAAAAAUUGCCUGCUUAUCAGAAAAGUAUGCUUGAAACUCCAACAGAAGGAAAAACAGGACUUGAAUAUCAAUUGGCUGUGUCAAGGGCGGCAACUGCUGUUGACUUACGUGAACGCAGAGGUGUUUUUACAACUGCCGCGAGGCGGGUUUUAGCCACUAUGAUGGGACCAAAAUUGUUGAAAAAGAAGUCAUUUUUAUGUUUAUGCAUGGCAGGUUUAUUAGUGUAUGUUGGAUUUUUAGUUCCAUAUGUUUAUAUUCAAAUGAGAAAUGAAAUGGAAGGUAUACCCGCCAAAGACUGUUCCUUAUUUGUUAGUGUGAUUGGACUUUCCAAUGCUGCUGGGAGAAUCAUAUUGGGUGCAAUAGCUUGUAAGAUGGAACCCGUAAAUUUAUUUAGUAUAUCGAUGUUGAUUGCCGGUGCUAGUACGAUUUUAUCAAAUUUUUCUUUCACUUUAUAUGCUCAAUAUUUGUAUUGCUUUCUUUUUGGAUUUUUUAUUUCAUGUAUGGCAUCUUUACGUAGCACAAUAAUUGUAUCCAUAUAUGGAUUGGAUAACUUAACAAAUGCCACAGGAAUAAUGUUAUUGUUUCAAGGCUUAGGUAGUUUAUUUAGUACACCACUUGCAGGGGUGUUAAAAGAUUUUUUUGGUUUUUCUGCUGCCUUUAUUAACGCGGGUGCAUUUAUAAUAUUAGGUGGACUGAUAAUCUUACCAAUUAAAAAAUUCGCACGUGAAGAGCGUGACAAAGAAACAAAUACAUCCCGAAAUAAAUAAUGAUUAGCAAAAUAGAUUGUUUACUAUAUAAGAGAAUAUUUUAUUGAUUACUUUUUGUAUAAAUUAUGAUUCUUAA
Messenger RNA from Leptidea sinapis, 2020 nucleotides. Its product is annotated as monocarboxylate transporter 7-like. The transcript has a single exon. The record is from RefSeq and is a predicted model, not a curated record. Bases 1 to 1944 code for a protein of 647 amino acids. Gene Ontology annotation, molecular function: monocarboxylic acid transmembrane transporter activity. Gene Ontology annotation, biological process: transmembrane transport; monocarboxylic acid transport. Lineage: Eukaryota; Metazoa; Arthropoda; Insecta; Lepidoptera; Pieridae.